Molecule: messenger RNA, 1888 nt
Organism: Aedes aegypti (yellow fever mosquito)
Lineage: Eukaryota; Metazoa; Arthropoda; Insecta; Diptera; Culicidae
Product: pickpocket protein 28
Exons: 7
Coding region: 67-1752 (561 amino acids)
Biological process (GO): sodium ion transmembrane transport
Cellular component (GO): membrane
Molecular function (GO): ligand-gated sodium channel activity
Source: RefSeq, a predicted model, not a curated record
AUGUAGUUUUCCGUAGAGUAAGUGUUAGGACUUUUAGUUAGAAAGUCUUAUUCAAAUUUUAGGACAAUGAUGCACAAUAGUGCAGCUGACUCGCGUUCCGUUAGUAAUUUCGAGUUGAAAGCCAUCAAUGCCAUCGAUAACCGUCGCUUCUGUCGUGGAUUGAAAAGUUUGUUCCUGGAGUAUUGCUCGAAUAGUACCAUUCAUGGAAUUAAAUACUUCGGAUGUAAAAGGCGCACCAUCUAUGAGAAGGUUUGGUGGGUGGUGACGUUUCUCAUAUCGGUAUACGGAUGCAGCCAGUUGAUUCAGAAUAUCUACCGCAAAUGGGAUCAAACGCCGGUGAUUGUGAGUUUCAACGAGAAGAGUACUCCGGUGUGGCAGAUUCCAUUUCCAGCGGUAACGAUUUGUCCCGAAACGAAGGCUAAGACGGAAUAUUUGAACUUUACCACACUGUUUCAUCAAGUGCAGAAUGAGACUGACAAAGAGCUGCUGGAUGAGGAAAGCUACGACAGAUUCCGAGCGUUGGCUCAGGUUUGUGACGCCCAUAUUACGCGAAAUUUUAUGCUGAAUCAAACGGUGGAUAGUGAGUGCGUAAACUGGUUGAAGAACAUUUCCGUUUCUAAAGAUGAGAUGUUAAUGUUCUGCAAAUGGCGAAAUGAAGCCUCUUCGUGUGAUUAUAUGUUUUCGGAAACGUUGACCGAGGAAGGCAUUUGCUAUACGUUUAACUCACUUAGUGCAGAAGAUUUACUGAGGCAAGAAGUGUUGCACGUGGAUUAUCCUUACGUUACGAAGAAUAUAUCGUCGACGCAAUGGUCGCUGGAAACUGGCUAUCGGGAGGAUGCUGACAUUGAUACUUAUCCAGUAAGGGUGCUUGGAGCUGGAGCACGUGCUGGGUUGAAUAUUCUGCUGAGACUGUACAAAUACGAUUUGGAUUAUCUGUGUCGAGGUCCUGUGCAAGGUUUCAAAGUAUCGCUGCAUACAUCUGGCGAGUAUCCUCAGGUAUCGAAGCAGUACUUCCGAGUGCCACUCCAUCAAGAGGUAAUCAUAUCGGUUAAACCGGAGAUGAUAACCACUUCCGAAGGUUUGCGCCAUUAUGCUCCUCACCGCCGCCAGUGCUACUUCAACUACGAACGCCGGCUUAAGUACUUUAAGGUCUACACGCAGCAGAACUGCGAACUGGAAUGCAUCACCAAUUUCACGCUGGCAACCUGUGGGUGUGUGAAAUUUUCGAUGCCCCGUGAUGAGGGGACGGAAAUUUGCGGAGCUAGCCAGAUCGAGUGCUACAAUGAAGCCGAGGACGAGCUGCUGAGCCAUGAAGUCAAGUACACGGUGGAUAAAAGUUACGACUUCCGGGCCAAGUGCGACUGUUUGCCGGCGUGCGUUUCGGUGCAGUACGAUGCCGAGAUUUCCCAGGCGGAUUUCAACUGGAAGGAUCUGUUUCAUGCCUACAAGAGUCCACUGGAGGAGUUUCCUGGAGUGCAACUGGCCCGAUUGACGAUCUACUUCAAGGAAGCGCAGUUUAUCACCUCCAAGCGUAGUGAGCUGUACGGUGUGACGGAUUUCCUUGCCAACUGUGGUGGCCUGCUGGGAUUGUUUAUGGGAGUCAGCCUGCUGAGUCUGGCCGAGAUUGUGUACUUUUGCUCGAUUCGGCCAUUUACCAUACUGCGGUCGUACCGAACCAAGCAAACUCAACCGAAGCCCAUUGCGCCCUUCAUGGCUCCUGUGUUCGAUAUUGAGAAAACUAAGGAAAAUUAAGAACAUAAUAAAUAAAUCUUUGUUGAGUAUGUUGUAAAUGUAAGAAAUUAUUAUAUUCUAGUCAGUCUUAUCUACAUUUCAGAUUCAUAAAAGAAUAAUAAAAUACCAAUUGAAGAGGAUUUAUACUGUCAAUAAU